UGUGAGAGUCCAGGCCUUCUGACAGCGGGACCUACAGGAUCUGAUCAGACCAGGAGCUCAGACAUGGCCGGCUGUUCAGGAUGUGGACCAGGAUACCGAAGCCCACUGGAUGCCAUGAAGGGUCCUCGGGAGGAGAUCGUCUACCUGCCCUGCAUCUACCGCAACACUGACAUCCUGAAACCUGACUACCUCGCCACUGUGGAUGUUGACCCGAAAUCCCCCACCUACUCCCAGGUCAUCCACCGGCUGCCGAUGCCGAACCUUCGUGACGAGCUGCAUCACUCCGGCUGGAACGCCUGCAGCAGCUGCUUCGGCGACGCCACCAAGAAGAGAAACCGUCUGAUUCUACCAUCACUCAUCUCCUCCAGGAUCUAUGUGGUCGAUGUCGGGACGAAUCCCAGAGCCCCGCAGAUCCACAAGAUGGUGGAGCCUGUCGAUCUGUACUGGAAGUGUGGCCUGGGGAACCCUCACACCACCCACUGCCUGGGCAACGGUCAGAUCAUGAUCAGCGGUAUGGGGGACCCAUCUGGCAACGGCAAAGGUGGUUUCAUCCUGCUGGACGGUGAGACGUUCGAGGUUGUCGGUAACUGGGAGCUCCCAGGUGAAGCUGCACCCUUUGGAUAUGACUUCUGGUACCAACCUCGACACAACGUGAUGAUCAGCACUGAAUGGGGGGCGCCCAAAGCUCUGGCCGAUGGUUUUAAUCCAGCCCAUGUCAAAGACGGUCACUAUGGACACUCCAUUCAUGUUUGGGACUGGACCACCCACAGGAGGCUGCAGACGCUUGAUCUGGGCGAGGAGGGGGCUAUUCCCCUGGAGGUCCGAUUCCUCCAUGACCCCGAUGCCACUGAGGGCUACGUGGGAUGUGCUCUGCGGGGAACCGUCUUCAGGUUCUACAAAACACCGAAAGGUGACUGGGCUGCAGAGAAGGUGAUCACUGUCCCGAGCAAGAAGGUGGAGGGAUGGCUGCUACCUGAGAUGCCAAGUCUGAUCACAGACAUCCUGAUCUCGUUGGACGACCGCUUUCUUUACUUCAGUAAUUGGCUGCAUGGUGACAUCAGACAGUAUGACAUCACAGACAGGAGGAACCCACGAUUGGUCGGCCAGGUGUUUCUGGGAGGAAGUAUCAUCAGUGACGGUCCGGUCAGAGUCCUGGAAGACCCCAAGAACCAGCCGCAACCCCCCCCACGCAUCAUCCAGGGAAAGCGUGUCCCUGGAAGUCCUCAGAUGAUACAGCUGAGUUUAGACGGUCGGAGACUUUAUGUGACGACGUCUCUCUACAGCGGCUGGGACAAACAGUUCUACCCCGACAUGAUCAGACACGGCUCAGUGAUGAUGCAGAUCGAUGUGGACUCUGUUCACGGGGGUCUCUCCGUGAACGAGAACUUCCUGGUGGAUUUUGGUAAAGAACCCCACGGUCCGGCUCUCGCCCACGAGAUCAGAUAUCCUGGAGGAGACUGCACGUCUGACAUCUGGCUGUGAAAACUGAUCUCAUGUUUCAGUGUAAACCUUCGUCACACGUCCUUUUAAUCACUGAGCCAGCUGCUGUCUCUGUUUACCUUCACAGCAACACAAUAUUAACAACAUUAAUAUCAAAUCAAUAAUCAAACUGUAUUAGUGGGAACUUUCAGGUGAAAGUAGGACAAAUAUAAACAGCUGGAGACGACGAACAGGUCGACCGGGUCCCAGCAGCUCAGAAAAGGGUCUGAAGCAGCUCAGCAACGAGACGACUCACAGACCUUCAUCCUCACAGCGGCAGCUUUUCACUAACUCGCUGCUCCUCCAGUCAGGUUCUGCAAAGCUCCACCUCUUUUGAACCUUUCUGGUCGACAGCGGUCACGUUUUUAACCGAUCGUCCUCCUUUAUUAUAGAAACGUGGGUCUCAGCCCCCCAGUGCUGCGUUUUCAUGUCGAGACAGUCAAAAUCCUGUGUCUCAAUUCAAGUCAGUCAGACUCGCUGUGUGAGAGUCUGAGUCACAGCGCCACCAUCUGGCUGAAAAAAGAUUAAAAUGACAAUAAUAAGAAGGCACGAUCAGAAGUCUGAUUGAAAACCACAUCUGACACACCAGAUCCAGACCUGACCCAGACCUGAUCAGACUGUCUGAGACGUCUGGAUCAGAAGUCUGAUUCAAAACCACAUCUGACACACCAGAUCCAGACCUGAUCAAGGCCUGAUCCAAACCUGAUCCAGGCCUGAUCCAGACCUGAUCCAGGCCUGAUCCAAACCAGAUCCAGACCAGAUCCAGACCUGAUCCAGACCUGAUCCAGACUGUCUGAAAGGUCUGGAUCAGGUCUGGAUCGGAGUAGCAGAGCAGAAACAAACCACUGAGUGAUUCACAAACCAACAGGAGGAUUUUAAAGCCGAAUGAAGUCCUGGUUCUGGUCCUGAAUCAGCUGCUUUCUGCCGCUCUGCAUCACCGAGAUCAUCUGAAGACCUUCAUGAUCAAACAUCUGAAUUCUUUUGUGAAUUACUGCCGUCAUAAUUUUAAUGUUUGGCUCGUCGGUGGCGGGAGAAGUAAAAAACCGACGUUGUGACGCCGUGUGAAACGUCGAUCAAACAGAUUCUGAUCACCUGCUGAGCCUUUGUGACACAAACUCACCUGAAAACAGCACAGAGUCAGAAGACAGGUCGACUGGUGACAGGUGAGAGUAUCAUGACUGGCAGGAGAUUACUACCAGGACUCAGGAACACUUCAGAAAACUGUUGCCAGGAAACACAGUUAGUUUGUUAAUGACUGAUUCUGUUUGAUUGAUGUUUCACAGAGUCCGGACUGUUCUGGGAUCAGGGCUGUGAGUCACAGUACAGGAGAAUCAGCAUCAAAAUAUACUAGUAAAAGUACUCGUUACACAGAAUGGAAAUAUUGUAAUGGAGUAAAAAAUGUAGUCAAGUACAAGCAUAAAGUAGCAGAAAACUGAGAUACUCAAGUAAAGCACAAGUACCUCAUAAUUGUGCUUUUAGUGCAAUACUUGCGUAAAUGUACUCAGUUACUUUCUAACCUUUUGCUUGUGAAGAAUCAACAGCUGCAUCCAGCCUGACCAAUCAGACGUCAGCUGAGACUCAGGUACAUGUGUCAAAAUAAAACAAACCUGUCUGACCUGCUGGGACCUGUCAGUCACACCUGUCUCCUGCAGCACCACCUGCUGGUCAAACUGUCACAUCACAAUGUUUGAAUAAAGUUCCGUUUGAUCGUCGUCUGUCUGAUACUUUCACCUGCAGAUUAUAAUCGUUACAGAUGUGAUUUACUAAAUACAAAAGCAGCAAUAAAGUCUAAAUGUUCCAUUAAUCCUUCAGAAUACGUUUGAUUUUAGGAUUGAUGUCUUUUACUGCUUUUCUCUGAGCACCUCUGAAAUGUUUCGCCUUCCAUUUCAAAAUAAAGGAAUAAAAACUG
Chelmon rostratus (copperband butterflyfish) is the source of this 3388-nucleotide messenger RNA. It is a transcript of the gene selenbp1, whose product is annotated as selenium binding protein 1. Lineage: Eukaryota; Metazoa; Chordata; Actinopteri; Chaetodontiformes; Chaetodontidae. The record is from RefSeq and is a predicted model, not a curated record. The transcript has 12 exons. Bases 64 to 1482 code for a protein of 472 amino acids. Gene Ontology annotation, molecular function: protein binding; selenium binding.